Messenger RNA from Xenopus tropicalis (tropical clawed frog), 3166 nucleotides. RefSeq names its product golgin A7 (gene golga7). The transcript has 6 exons. Lineage: Eukaryota; Metazoa; Chordata; Amphibia; Anura; Pipidae. The coding region runs from base 131 to 538 and encodes 135 amino acids. The record is from RefSeq and is a predicted model, not a curated record. Gene Ontology annotation, cellular component: Golgi membrane.
UCAGGCGCGCCGGUCAUGUGAUACGCGCGGUCACAUGGUCUGUGACGGGUUCUCCUGAGUCUCUUUGCUGCCUCCGUAAAGCGUCGCUGGAUCAGGGAGUGGGAAGUGGAUUGUGCGGUGGUGUGUGGCCAUGAGACCGCAGGCAGCUGUGGCCGGUAAAGUCUUUAUCCAGAGAGACUACACAAAUGGAACGUUAUGUCAGUUCCAGACCAAGUUUCCCUCUGAGUUGGAGAACCGGAUUGACAGGCAGCAGUUUGAGGAAACUGUACGGACACUAAAUAACAUGUAUGCUGAAGCGGAGAAGCUGGGGGGCCCGUCCUACCUGGAGGGCUGCCUUGCCUGUUUCACCGCAUACACUAUAUUCCUGUGCAUGGAAACACACUAUGAGAAGGUUUUAAAGAAAAUUGCCAAGUACAUCCAAGAGCAGAAUGAGAAGAUGUAUGCGCCCCAGGGCCUGCUGCUGACUGAUCCAAUAGAGAGAGGCCUCCGUGUGAUUGAAAUUACCAUCUAUGAGGACAGAAGCCUGACUGGGAGAUAGGACCUUGCAGAUGUGGAAGGUCAGACUUUUGCUCUGUAAAUAAAACUCUUCUGCUACCCGACGAUCGUCCUUGACAUUCCUUCAGUCACCAUUCCUGUGUCUGCAGCAAUCCUUUCCUGGUUCCUUCAACUCUGUAUAUAAUGGACCCAAAGCACCACUCCUGUGCCAACGCUUUGUUGCCAGUCUGUGCUAAGUGACUAUUUGAGAUGCAGGGCACGGCCUUAAGGAGAGGUUAAAACCUAACCGCGCAGAAGGAUGCCCCUUCUUGUGGGGGUGGGGGGAAUUGUGCCAUUGGUAUGUGACUUUCCCAGCUUUUAUUUCCAGACAAGACUUGCAUUUAUCUUUAUCAGGGAACUGGUUCCAGAGGUGGGUACACAGUGCUUAUAUAGAGCCUUCAGUUUCCAGCUGCCAUUAGCACUGGUGAAUUAGUAACCGAUUUUGUUUUUGGAACACAUCUUGAGAAAAGGGAAAGUAGAAACCUGUGAUAAGUACUGACGUGAUUGAGUGCUAAUGGCAUCCAUGGCAGGUUAUAGAAUCAGUGCAGCACGUUGGUUUUCAUUUAGUGGGUCACUGUUCUACAUCACACACAACCUGCUUAGUCUGGGCAAACCUGUCCCACCAUCAUUCCGAGCCUUUCAGCUAAUUCUCUCCACCGCCUCUUUGUGGCCUUUGCCCCUAGUACUAGCUGUGGCAUUUUUACAUGGGAUAAAAUAAAAAUAUCACUAUCAGAAGGAAGUUCUUUUACUUUUUUUUUCCCCCAAAUGUAUCUUGCAGCAUCUGAUGGGAAGGGAUAUGGCUUUUCCCUCUUUCCAUUUCUUGUAUUAAUAGGAAUAUACACUGCUCAGGACAGCCUUAUUUCUUUAUCAGUCUAUACAAAGCUGUGCACAUAUCCUAACUGUGCUGUAUAGGAAUCUGUGGAGUACAUGGAAGUGCAGGCGUUUGCAGUAUAUCAGUGAGAGUUAAAGGGCUGGAAAUAAAGCAGAUAUCACAUUGAUGCCUGUGUAAGGCCUGUACGACUCUGAAGCAGUGCUGGCUGCCAGGUAUUGAGAAUUUCAUGUUGUAUUACCCUUGCUACAUCUAAAGUUACUGUUUUUGCAUUGAUUUUCUGUAUGGAAACUACACAUUUAGUGAUAGAGCAGGGUCACCAACAACCUCAUUUAAAAGGCAAAAACCUAAACAAAAGAAAAAGAUCCAUAGCCAUUAAUACUGUUACCCUACCCUUCAGAAGAUGUAAUAGCAUUUUUACAGUGUAAUAAAAGCUACAGAGUUUGCCCAGGUCUAGCAACCAAUCAGAUGCUUAUUUACUUAUUGGCUGCUUCGGUGCUGGUUUAGUACCCCAUAGCAAUCUUUGCAGUUUUUUUUACAUAGCCCCUUGAUGCAGCUCCUUAGGUAGAAUUGCAGGGUCCUGUAGGACUAAAGGGCCAAUUUUGGAAAGCAUCGGGGGUCCAGUGGAAUUCAUGGCACUCUGCAUACAGUAUGCAAACCUUUCAUAUGUUGUAGGACUGUUGCUGCUAAGAAAUAUAUCCUUUGCAGAUGGUCAGGCAUAAAUGUAUGAAAACCAUUGUCAUUUGUUAUUGUCCAUUUAACAAGGGUGCGAUAACCAAUGCCUGUAUGUUGCUGCUCCGUGAUGUAUGCAGCGCUGACACAGGUAUAUUUCCCAGGUGUUUUUCCUUGAAGGUGGUUGUUGGCAACCCUAUGAUCAAGCCUCCUGCCAUUAAAGCUCCCACUUUUGUGUACAUUACCUCACUGUAACAAAUUACAUGCUUUUAUGUAUUGAAUUUAUUAUAAAUAAAACAUAAUUUAUAGGCAUUUGUGACUUGCUGCUCUGAUUCUGGGGUAUCUUAUUGCAGAACCAGUGUUUCUCUGCAAGGGGAGGGAAUGAGAAUUUUAGGUUUCCCAGGGCGGGAGGAGAAAUUUGGGGUUUGUGGGACUUAAUAAUAAAGGUGUAAAUAAUGGGAGAAUCUGAAGUUUGGUGAUGUAAAAGGGUAUUACUUGGAUUUCUUGGGUUAUCCUCUGCUUCUGUGAUCAUUGGUAGUAUUUUUCCCUUUGCUAAAUUAAUGCAUCAGAAAUGCCACUGGUGGGGAGGACCAAAGAAGGACCUGCACAAAAUAAAAAAUAUUUGUUAUAUAAGUUAGGCAAAAAUGUAAUGUAUAAAGGCUUGAGUGAGCAGAACAUAAUAGCCAGACCACUACUUCCUGCUUUCAGUUCUCUAAGCUGUUAGUUGGUGACUUUAGGGUGGGGCCACAUGUGACAUAACUGUUCUGUUAGUUUGUGAGCAUGCAGGUCAGAUUCAAAAGCAAACUAACUGAUCAGCUAUGUCCCAUAUGCGCCCCCCCCCCCCCCCCCCCCCCCCCCCAUAAGUCACUGAUUGGUUACUGACUGCUAACAGCUUAGAGAGCAGUAAAGGAGGAAGUAGUGUUCUGGCUAUUAUGUUAGACAUCUUCUCACUCCAGCCUUAAUAGAUAACAGUUUUGCCUAACUAACUACAUUGAAAACAUUUUUUUUAUUUUGCGCAGUCUAUUUUACCCAGUUUCAUUUUUACACUGAACUGUUCCUUUAAGUUGCACAUUGUUGCUGUAUAUGGUAUGUAAAUAGGUUUUUAUCCUUAAUAAAGCUUUUUUGAAUUUU